UCACUUGACUUUGAGUCGAGCGCCACUUUUUGACACUGCAUUGCGAUAGAUAUUUAAAAAUGUUGAAAGCUUUCAGGCAGUAGCCUGAACAGUCAUUAAUCAACUUGGUUUUCAAGCACAAUGGACAAAGGAAUCCGAGAAAAUCAACGUCCCAUCCUCAUGUGCCUCUUCCCACUGUUCAUUCUUGCAGGCGCUGUCGAAGCUGUGAUUCCACAAAGCAAUUAUGUAAGCGUUCUGAUGAACCAUGGACAGGAGAUUAGGGGAACCAGAGAGACGUUGAAAGAUGGCCGAAAGAUCGACGUUUUCCGAGGAAUUCCUUAUGCUGAACCCCCGACUGGUCAAAGACGUUUCAAAGCACCGGUGGAGUCCGCGGGCUGGUCAGGGACCAAAUAUGCUCUGCACGAAGCCCCAAGAUGCCUUCAGAGUAUCACCCCAAAGCCUGGCACGAAUGAAUCAGAGGACUGUCUAUUUUUGGAUGUGCUCACCCCGGGCGUGAACGGGUCCUCCUCCUCCUCAUCCUACCCCGUCAUGGUGUGGAUACACGGAGGGGCGUUCCUCCAAGGCGGAGCUUACAAGGCUUAUGGGUCCAGUAUGGCCGCUACCGGCGUCGUGGUAGUAGCCAUGAACUACAGGCUCGGACCGUUUGGAUUUUUGUCCACAGGCGAUGACGUCAUGCCAGGGAAUUAUGGCAUGCUGGAUCAGUUGCUGGCGCUGAAAUGGGUGCAGAAAUAUGUCCACGUCUUUGGUGGAGACCCUAGUCACGUUACUAUCGCUGGUCACAGCGCUGGAUCUGCCUCCGUGUCCUUUCACGUCUUGUCUCCUUUGUCUGUGGGUUUGUUCCAGCGAGCCAUCAUGAUGAGUGGUUUUUCGCUGUGUCCCUGGACUGUAGAAAGACCGGGGACUAAAGUAAGCCUGAAAGAAUUCACGACUUUGUUAGGAAAGGAAGUGGGUUGUACAGAGUCUAGCUCGAAAGAGAUGUUUAUAUGUCUGCAAAAUGCAAAUGCUAAUGCAAUUAGUAAUGCUACAUUUGAAGUGCAAAAACACAAAGGGGUACAAUUUCUGGCAUCACCAAGAGUUGAGAAUACGUUCGGAUUUCUUCCCAAAGACCCCUUGGAUAUCUUUCUCAGUGGCAAUUUUAGUCGAGUUGACACAAUCCGAGGUUUCGCAUCAGGCGAGUGGCCAUAUUUCAUAUACGAUCCAGAUGACGACGGUAUUUCAAGGGAUGACUUCAAGCCAGAUUACGAGAAGUUCCAAGGCAUUUACGCCUACAAAAACAGUAGUUACAUCACUAACAUCGUCUCAAAUUCUUACCUAGGCAACACCUCUGAUCCCAUAGCAGUUCGCACCCAAUUAUUUGAUGCGCUGUUGGACACACUUUUCGCUGCACCAGCUGUGAUGGAAAUUGAGCAGUCUUUGUGGGGUUCAAACUCAGGGAAGCAUUAUCUAUAUCAGUUUAGUUACAGGGCAAGCGACACAGUCACUCCAGCCUGGGAAGGAGUUUCGCACUACGAAGAAAUUGCAAUUCUACAGAACCGAGUCACUGAUCCGGCCGAUCGAUCUGUUGCAUUGUUGACAGAAAGCGUUGUCUCAAACUUUGUAAAAACGGGAAACCCCACUGCGACACGAGUCGAGAACAAUGGCGAAGUACUUCAGUGGGAACCGUUCACGAGCAGCAACCCCGCCCUACUCAACAUCGACUCAAAAGCUUCACUCCAGAAGUUCCCCAGACUGGAUAAAGUUCCUUUUUACAAAACGAUGUUGGACGCGUUGAGGGAGACGUCUUCGGGCUAACGGUGCCGUUGAGAAUUGAAAUAGCCCUUCACCAGAAAGCACUGUCGAAAUAUGAUUUGCUACUAUGGCAAUACAUGUAUCUGCCCCCCCCCCCCCCCCGAAAAAGGAAAAGAAAUAAACUUUUAAAAAAUCAUCAUAAAUGAAUAGUCAUAUACAUGUGAAUGUAAAUACAGCUUAUGAAAAUGAAAGUGACGCAAAUCUAGACCCCACCAUGCCCCUUAAAAAAAUCGACAUGAACUAGACCAUAAUUUAGGAGAUGGGCUUCGAUCCUACCUGUCAGGACCUACCCGAGCUGAAAAUGAGAGGGAUACAACUUCCCCGGAGAAAUGCCGAGAUAUUUAAUACAAAUUCUCCUCUCGCAGGAAUCGAGCUCAGGUCUUCUGCGUGGGACGGCGAAGCACCCAACCGCUACACCACAGACUCCGGUCGACUGAUGUCCUUCGCACGAAAUCAUGACAUUGCCGUUGACAAUGUGUUAAAAAAUCCUCAACAACAACAGCAACCUAAAAAAAGAUUACCAAUUCAGCAAAGUACAAUUUUUCCCUUCUGGAGUUUUUGAAAGACAGUCGAGUCUUCCGAAACAACUCACAAACAAUCGAAGAACUGAAGCUUAAUUGGUCGCUUUUAAGGACAAGCGGGCGAACCCAGAUUUCGGGGGUUUCCA
This is a messenger RNA of Aplysia californica (California sea hare), 2455 nucleotides long. RefSeq names its product cholinesterase 1. The record is from RefSeq and is a predicted model, not a curated record. The transcript is spliced from 2 exons. The coding region runs from base 121 to 1791 and encodes 556 amino acids. NCBI's taxonomy places the organism in Eukaryota, Metazoa, Mollusca, Gastropoda, Aplysiida, Aplysiidae.